Molecule: messenger RNA, 309 nt
Organism: Ostertagia ostertagi
Lineage: Eukaryota; Metazoa; Nematoda; Chromadorea; Rhabditida; Trichostrongylidae
Source: the annotation of a GenBank genome assembly
AUGGUGAGGACAAUGAGGUCUUCCGUCGCUAUUCUGCUUAUUUUCCUAUUUUCUUUGGCCAGCGCUUUCCAAAUGGCUCGAACGAACACAAGAGCUAAACGUCAAGUCUACGGCUUAGGUCUAGGAUAUCCGUCCGGCUACAUCUACGGUAAUCCGUACACAUUUGCCACGUAUCCGUACAGCGGCUUGAACGGAUUGUACGGUAGCGGUUUGUAUGGCGGUGGUUUGUACGGUGGUUACGGCGGUGGAUUAGGUGGUAUGUAUGGUCUCUACGGAAUGCCUUAUGGUGGAUUGUAUGGAAAGAAAUAG